Molecule: messenger RNA, 4468 nt
Organism: Acanthaster planci (crown-of-thorns starfish)
Lineage: Eukaryota; Metazoa; Echinodermata; Asteroidea; Valvatida; Acanthasteridae
Biological process (GO): tRNA methylation; tRNA wobble uridine modification
Cellular component (GO): cytoplasm; nucleus
Molecular function (GO): tRNA (5-carboxymethyluridine(34)-5-O)-methyltransferase activity; tRNA binding; S-adenosylmethionine-dependent methyltransferase activity
Source: RefSeq, a predicted model, not a curated record
AAAUUUGAAUCGGUCUUUCCCUACGUUCACGAACCAUUCUAACACGUCAUUGAUUGUAAUGACAGGUCGUUCACCAAAAUGAAUGCUAUAAAGACUUACACAAGUUUAUUACUCGUGAGUUUUUUUGUUGUUGCAUUUUGUCAUUGUUCGGUAAGUUGUCGUCUGCGAGUAGAGUGCGAGGAGCUUUACGCACGCACGGACCGGAGAUUUCAAUUGCACCGGCGGGGAGUGCAGUCAUUUUCCCCCAACAUCCCUCAGUGAUGUGGCUGCCUGAAACGAUGGAAGAACAACGCAGUGGCUGCUCAGUGACAAUCGAAGUGAAGCAGUAGCAUCUCAGAGAAGCAUCCACACGUGCUGCCAGCACUCCUUGUCACAGAUGCCUCGAGGUAUCCUCGAUCACCCCUUACAUGUUGAUGCGUGAGCACUGAGCCCCGAUCAGCCACAUCAUCCUGGCCCAAGUGCCCCAGGGAGGGAUCCCCUCUCCCUCCGUGCCCUCAUCCCCUUCCUCCAUGGAUCGACAGACCCAGUCCAUCGCACUUGAGAAGCAGCAUGUCCAUGAUGUGUACGAGCGGAUUGCCCCACACUUCAGCGACGCACGGUAUAAGGCCUGGCCCAGGGUGAAGGAGUUUCUACUUGGCUUGGAGCCAGGAAGCAUUGUAGCUGAUGUCGGAUGUGGUAAUGGCAAGUACCUGGGGAUCAACAAGCAGAUCUACAAGGUGGGCUCAGACUGUUGCCCCAGCCUGGUUGCCAUUGCCCACCGGGCCCAUCAUGAGACCAUGGUCUGCGACAACAUCCGCCUUCCAUACCGCGACGACAGCUUUGAUGCUGUUAUCUCCAUUGCCGUCAUCCACCACUUUGCCACAGCGGAGCGCCGGGCCCAAGCACUGAAGGAGCUGGCCAGGAUUUGCCGACCUGGUGGCCAGGUCAUGAUCUAUGUGUGGGCAAUGGAGCAGAAACUCAGAAAGUUUGAUGCACAAGAUGUGUUGGUCCCAUGGCACUUACAACCGAGAAAGCUCAAAACUCAAGACUCAAGGAGAUAUGCACCACAUCAUUUCAUUGGCUGUGGCUGCGCCGAGGAUGUUUCCAGAAGGCUGACACCAAAAUCCAAGAUUCACAGCUACUCUACUGCUACUGGGAAAGGCAUCUCUCGUCAAGGUAGAGCACCAUUUCUUCCUCACCAGCACUCCACCGAGUUCAUGAAUGGAUCUGGCAAGGCAAGUACCAAGCACACCAAAGAGCUUUUGAGAACCAAGUCUGAUCAGAGCAAUGAGCCACGUGGACACACAGAGAAGAACCACUUCAAGAGGUUGCUUCUCCCGGCCCGCUCCUCAUCUGCCGAUGAAGUCUUCCUCAACAUAAGCAGGGAGCAGAAUCGUAUCACUUGCCAAGAGGUGUGGGUGAAUAAGGCAAGAAAGCUCCCAGCCCACCAGUCUGCCCAUGAAGUAGCCUGCCAGCAAAAGCGAGAUUUGCCAAGGAUGUUCUCUUUUGACGAGAGGCUGCCCAGGGAGCCAGUGACUGAGGAGACAUCCUUUAUGGGGAGCCUAACAUCCACAGCCACUCAGUUACUUCGUGCAAUAUCCAGGCAGAGCAGCCUAGACAUUGACAAGCAACCUCCAGCCAAGGAGUUGCCAGGUAAGGGUCUAGAGAUGUCAACGUUCAGCAAAAAUCAAAUUUUCCAGCAAGCAGAUAAACCUGUGUUGUUUGGGCAUAGAGCUAAAACCAUGAAUUCCACACUUGAUGGUAGCAUCCAAGGUGUGAGGAAUGGGUACUCUCAGGGAAAUACAAGGAAAUGUGUGAUAGAUGCAGUUGCAGAAGGUGAUGUAAAUGGGCAUGCAACAGUAAACGGAGAUAAAUCUCUGCCACAUAACCUUGACUCAAAGGACAAAGAUGACAGACAAGACGAUGCCCAUAAGAAAGAGCCUCCCGAUGAGGGUAUGAAGGCCUUCAAAUCUAAGACUUCACUCCAACUAAAACUCCUUCCAAAUGUGCAGCCCAUCGUGGGAAUCAAUUGCCUGACAGCUCAAGGGGAGCUGUACCACAAGUCCCGUUCAGUGCACGCUCCCCCUCACAGGAGCAUCAGCAGGGAACGAGAUUCCUCCGUCGACUCUGUCUCCUCCUCUGACGACAGCCUCACUGCCUUCCCCGUGGAACUGGCCAGCACAGAUUCCUGCGACAGAGACCACACCAACAAAAGUGCAACCUACUCCCUCCCUGACAGUCCGUCCAUGAAACAUUGCAAACUAGGCAAAUCGAUAGCUUGUAAUGAAUCCACAAUCACAGAUAUGGAUGGCUCAGUUGCUGAUGGUCAAGCGCCUUCACAGAGUCCAGUUUCAUCAGAUAGCGAUCUAAAAUCUGAAAGUACACUAGCCGAGUAUGUUGUCCUGACACAAGAUAUGACGCAGUUCGAUGACUGUGCUUCCAGUGGUCCAACAUCCAAUUCUAGUAUUUCGAACGAGCACCCAAAAACACAAAAUUCAACUUCUGCAGAAACAGAUCUCGAGUGUGAGCCAGAUUGCAAACCACCGGACAGUAGCACACUUCGUAAGCAAUGCCAAGAUUGCCACUCCUCCACUACCAACAGUUCAACUCCAACUAGUCCUUUGGCUGAAGAUAAACCCAUUCCAAAGAGUCCCAAAGUCCACCCUCCUCCAAGCAGCAAGGAUGACCCCUCCCUGUAUCUACGCUACUACCAUGUGUUCCGUGAAGGUGAGCUGGCUGACCUCAUAGAGGAACACGUGGACAGCCUCCACAUCCUGCGCAGUUACUACGACCAUGCUAACUGGUGUGUGAUUGCAGAGAAAGUCCAGGUCUGGACGAUAUGACUGUCAGCUUGAAGUAAGCUCCUGUGUAUCCAAGAGCAGACUUAGAAGUAUUCAGAAGUCUGCCAACUGGCAGUCUGUGACCCAGUGGUAGCUUGAUUACAUUUUCGCACAGUACAUUGAAAGUUAAAUUGAGAGUGGAAAAUUCUCUUAACACUUAAAUCUCUUCCCAGGGAAUUCAUUUUCAUUUCACAAAUUUUCCCACCAGUGGGAAAAGAUUUCCACAGAUUUUCCCACCAGUGGGAAACAUUGUGAAUUCUUUUCCUGAAAUUUCACAUUCCAGUGCACAGUGUUAACUUUCAACAGUAAUGUACAUCACAUACCUCAGACAGCACAGACCCACCAGUAUACCACCCCCACCCCCAUUUGAAAAGUUUGAAAUGUACACAACCCAUGUACCAGGCACAGUUCAUCAGCUGUCUGUGCUUCCUGAAUAAAAUAUGUGCACACCCAGAUGUCCCCCCUCCCCCUAGAAAUAUCACCCUUGUUAUGCCAUUGACUCACGCUGCAGUAAGUUUGUAUCACCAGCGUGUAAUAUCACUUAUUUUGGAUGUUUCCACUGAAGCCGUUUCCAUGCUGGUCUCUGUUAUCACAGACACCAGUCCAGUCCCGGAACCACAGUUCACAUCCUCAAGGCUAUUUCGAAACACAGUAAAAGGCACAAUCCCUCGUUUCCUAUUGAAUCCUGGCAAUACGUGGUGGUCAAAAAUAAUGCUCACGAACCAAGAGUCACUCUAAUGGACAGGGUUUGUGGCCUUGUGCAAGUAUGCACAAGAUGCGAAUUGCCCAGAGAAUUCAUUGCGGUUAGGAGUCAAAAAGAUAUACAUAUAGGCUAAAAAUCAACAUUAAACUGGAAAAAGUUAAAGCAAACCUUGAGUGUAACAAGAAAAAAAUGUACCACACAAAAGUACUUGAUUCAAAAGUGCCCUGUAAUUUACUAUCUCAAAAAGUACUUAUUAAUAGAUUUUUUCUUGUUAAAAUAAUCAAAGUUGGCUAAAGAAAUUUAGAGGUUAAAAUAGACUGCCUAUAUUUUUUACACAUUUGUGUAAAUGCACACGUACAUGUAUGUACAUAUACAUGUACAUCUUCCUGUAGAUUAAACCCAUUGUGCUGUUUUUUAUGCAUAACUUAUGCAAGUAAACCUGUGUGUAUUUUUUACCUUUUAAUACGAUUGGAUAUCAGAUAGAGGUUUUUCCAAGAUUCACUUUUGCCAUUUUUAACUUGAGGCAAGAGCAAUACCCAACCUCCUGUUAGAGUUUACAAUUGAGUUUUGUGUAAUGUUCAGUGAUGGUGCUCCCAUCUAACAUGCUGCCAUGCAUUAGAGCCUUCCUCCAUUAUUGAGUGACACAGGCAUAUUUCUUGCACAAGUGGCACAGUAGGGAUCCAAGUCUAAGACUGAGACCUGAGGUCCUGAGCCAUGAACCAGAUCAAAAUGUACAGACCUGAACCUAGGACCAAAACCUUGUAUAGAUUAGAGAUAUGAUUGAAUAUUUGCGUUCCCUGAAUAACUUGACUCCCAGUGUUGAAGUCGAGACCAUCACAAGACUAUUCAUAAGACCAUGCACAAGACCAAAGAUCGUAUAGCACUACUUUGCAGCGCAAGAUGGUGAACUUCACCGUGAAUACACGUAAAACAUUGUAAUCGCACA